Messenger RNA from Hordeum vulgare subsp. vulgare (domesticated barley), 1673 nucleotides. RefSeq names its product heavy metal-associated isoprenylated plant protein 32-like. Bases 243 to 1505 code for a protein of 420 amino acids. Gene Ontology annotation, molecular function: metal ion binding. The record is from RefSeq and is a predicted model, not a curated record. Lineage: Eukaryota; Viridiplantae; Streptophyta; Magnoliopsida; Poales; Poaceae. The transcript is spliced from 3 exons.
GUUGGAGUGGAACCGAACGGCACAUUCUUAAAUGCAGGGAAGGAGGAGGGGUGGCUUCUUCUCCUCCAGCAACGGUACAAGAGCCAACGCCAGCACCAUCACUUCCCCACUCCCCCACUAGCCACUGCCCCUCCCUCCCUGCUUGAGCUUUGGCUCCCGCACACACACACACACACACCAUCUCUUCCUCCAUCCUCUCCUCACAGAGAAAGCUUGCAAACAGUGGCGGCUCUGCACAAGAGAUGACCAAAGACGAGGAUUUCAAGCUGGUCAAGAUCCAGACCCAUGUCCUGAGGGUGAACAUACACUGCGACGGCUGCAAGCACAAGGUCAAGAAGCUGCUCCAGAAGAUCGAAGGUGUCUACUCGGUGGCCAUCGAUGUGGACAACCACAAGGUCACGGUGACCGGCAGCGUGGACUCCGAGGCGCUCAUCAGGAAGCUCACCAGAGGGGGCAAGCACGCAGAGCUGUGGUCGCAUCACAAGGGCGGCAGCAACAACAGCAACCAGGGCCACAAGGGCGGCAACAACAACCAGCAGAAGCAGCAGCAGCAGCAGCAGCAGAAGCAGGCUGUCAAUGUAAGCAAGGAUGGCGGCGGCGGCAACAAGGGCAAUGGCGGCCAGAAGGAGCAGGGCAAGCAUGGCGGCGGCGGCGGCGGAAUGGGGAGCCUCAUGCAGGGCCUCAAGGCCUUCAAGAGCCAGCACGGCAAGCACCAGCUCCCUGACCUGAGCUCGGACGACGACGACGAUAUGUACGAUGAUGAGGAUGAUGAAGACGAUGACGAGUUCGACGAUGAGUACGAGGACGACCUCCGCUUCCUCGGGGACAAGAUGAGCCAGCUCGGCAUCCUCAGGCAGCGCGCCGAGGCCGCCGCGGCGGUCAAUGCCAAGAACAAGAACGGCAGCAAUGCCGCCAAUGCCGGCGGCAAGAAAGGUGCCCCGGCAGGGAACAACCACCAUCAGAACAACAACCAGAACCAGAAGAUGAACAUGGGCGCGGCUGCGGCGAAUGCCAAGAUGGGGAAUGGCGCUCAGAAGAACGCCGGCGGCGGCAUCGGUGGCCUCAUGGGCAUGAACCAUGGCCUGGGGACGGGCGGUGCUCCUCCUGGCAUACAGGCCUACACAGGCGGCGGCUUCAGCCACCCGUCCUCCUACGGCGCCGCCGGCUACGGAGGGCUCCAGCAGCAGCAGCAACAACAGCAGAACGGCAACCUGAUGGCGAGCAUGCAGGGGUACCACAACAACCCGGCGGCGGCGGCGGCGAUGAUGAACAACCUGAGGGGCAACAUGAUGAUGCACCAGCCGCAGCCGCAGCCGCAGCCGCAGAUGAUGUACCACCGGUCACCCCAGAUCAGCCCUUACACCGCCUACUACAACCCGUACAGCUACUACUACCAGCAGCCCGGCGGCGGCGGCGCCUCCGCCUACCACCCCGGCGGCGCCGGCACCGGCGACGUCGAGACCAUGUUCAGCGACGAGAACACCAAGGGCUGUGCUAUCAUGUAGGAGGGUUGUAGUUAGCGGUCACAGUGUAGAGCUUGGGUGAUGAGGAAUGAGCUAGUGGUGAUGGGUUGAUGCAGUCGUACUACCUUUUUACUAGUAUUUUGCUGCCUUAAUGUAAUGUUUUUCUCCUGUAUCAAGAAUGAAUGGAUCAUGGGUGUUGUUGACCUGGGA